UCACACACCCGCCCCCCCGCGCCCCUACUCCGUCACUCCGCUAUUCCACCGCCCCGAGGCGGCCGCCGUUGAUCCCCACUACGCCAGCAGCCCUCCUCCGCUGCCGCCCCUCCGCCCCCACCGCUAUUAUCGUCUAUCUCUUUGGGUAGCUUGCGUUCACCUGCGGCCACGCCGGCUGGAAUUUCUUCCCCGUGGUCGAAGUCAUGUCCAGGUUUCGAUCUCUAUGGAAAGCUUCGGUGAAUGCUACGAAGAGAGCCCUUAAAUGGAAUGUAGAAGACUUAAUGCCACCAAGUGAAAAAUAUGUAUUCAAUUUCAAUUCGAAGGAAGAGCUGAAAAGGUGGCAUUUGUACUCUGAUUCAGAAUAUGGAGGUUUGUCAUCAGCUUCCUUGGAAAUCACUGAUGCUGGUACUGGUGCUGGAUUAAGCGGGAUUUUCUUGGGCAACCUUUCCAAGGAUGUAACUGAGGGUUCCACAUGGAGAAUGAACCGGAGUGGUUUCUGUGGAAUGCGGUCAAAGAAGUUUGACGGCUUCAUUGACUUGGAUGCAUAUGAUACAAUAGCCAUGAGACUGAGAGGGGACGGAAGGUGCUAUAUAUCUACCAUAUACACGGAGAACUGGGUAAACUCACCUGGGCAACAGGAAGACAACUCAUGGCAAGCCUUUGUUUUUGUACCCAAGGACGAAUGGCAUAUUGCAAAGAUCCCUCUACUUCGAUAUUUACCAACAUGGAGGGGAAACAUUAUCAGUGCGAAGUUGGAAAUGAACCCAUCCCGCAUAGUGGGAAUGUCUCUCUCUGUUAAUGCUGAAGGUGGUGUACCUGGUGCUAAAUCUGGACCUGGUGACUUCAGAGUGGAAAUUGAUUGGAUUAAAGCAUUGAGAACAUUAUAAGCUAUAGCAAGCAUCAUUUGUUUUAAAAAAUAUUUCACACUUUGGGACGACCCACCAGCAACCAUGAGGUAUUUGGUCCUCAUUGCAAACGUUCAACGCAAACUAUUGCAGGGCCUUGGAGAUUUUAUUUGUGCAUUAACACUCUCAUAUUUGGGCUGCAGAUGAGGAUACCAAUAUUAUGCCAAGCCUUGACCUUCUUGACUAAGAACUUGUUCGUCAUUUGAGUGUCUUUUGUAAUUAUUUGUGAUGUUUCGAAAGCUCUCCAGACAAUAGGAAGCAAUUUCUUUUAAUAAUUAAUUUUUUUAUUGGUAGACCUGA
Messenger RNA from Phoenix dactylifera (date palm), 1205 nucleotides. Its product is annotated as NADH:ubiquinone oxidoreductase intermediate-associated protein 30. Gene Ontology annotation, biological process: mitochondrial electron transport, NADH to ubiquinone; mitochondrial respiratory chain complex I assembly. Gene Ontology annotation, cellular component: mitochondrion. The record is from RefSeq and is a predicted model, not a curated record. NCBI's taxonomy places the organism in Eukaryota, Viridiplantae, Streptophyta, Magnoliopsida, Arecales, Arecaceae.